Molecule: messenger RNA, 696 nt
Organism: Fusarium subglutinans
Lineage: Eukaryota; Fungi; Ascomycota; Sordariomycetes; Hypocreales; Nectriaceae
Exons: 2
Coding region: 1-696 (231 amino acids)
Source: RefSeq, a predicted model, not a curated record
AUGGACUUUCUCCACGGCCUUUCUGGCACGUUCCUUUCAAUCAUUUGCCAAGAGCAUAAGCCUCAGCGGCCUCUGAACAUUGAGGACCGCCCUGCCAUCCCCCUGCCGCCCGCCCAUCUCGAAGUCAUCAUCGGAGAAAUCGAGACUAGGGGUGACUUCACCCACGAGGCGUGGGUGGAGUGUCUCACCGCCCUAGAAGCGCUCAGAAGCGAGGACGAGCCAAACGUAUUCCAAGUGCUCGAUACUGUCAACGAUGCCUACCGAGAGGUGGUCGGCGACCUUAAGGAAAUUGUGGAGUUGCAGCAGGAUGUGAACGAGGACAUGAGUAUCCUCAUCCGCCCGGAGCUUGACGUGAUGAACGAAGACACUGCUAACGAAUUAAUGUACCAAGUCAUCGAAGAUUUUCGGAAGACGCUUGUUGAGGCGGACAAGACCCUCGUCGGAAUUGCAACCGAUGAGAACGGCGAAGCUGUCCCUAGGCACAUUGGAGUUGGAAAGCUGCACGAGGUACUUGCGCAUUUGGGAACGUUUCUCGAAACACAACGAAACGCGGGCAUAAUUUUUAUGACGAUUUUGGAAAUCGUCAAGCUCCAGCAGGUCAUAUCGGACAACGGGGAGGGCAAGUGGCUCCAGCCACUGAAGGAGACACUUGGCGAUGCUCUUUAUGAGCAGGUUGUCCAAGCCGGGGUAGUUUGA